GCGUAAGCGCAUGCGUGCGGAGGCGGAGCAACCCGGGAGCCGCGGUCGCGGUGGGUGACGCGAACCUCUGCGGGCGGUUUCCGGCAGGAGAGGGGAGCGUUGACCUUCCCAGGCCAAAGAUGCCUCUCUUUGGAAAUACGUUCAGUCCCAAGAAGACACCCCCUCGGAAAUCUGCUUCUCUCUCCAACCUGCAUAACCUGGAUCGCUCGACCCGCGAGGUGGAGCUGGGCCUGGACUACGGAACCCCCACCAUGAACUUGGCAGGGCAAAGCCUGAAGUUUGAAAAUGGCCAGUGGAUAGCAGACAUGGGGCUUAGUGGAGGUGUGGACCGGAGGGAGGCUCAGCGGCUGCGCAGGCGGAACCAGCAGUUGGAGGAAGAGAACAAUCUCCUGCGGCUGAAGGUGGACAUCCUGCUGGACAUGCUCUCUGAGACCACCGCCGAGUCCCACUUAAUGGAGAAAGAACUGGAGGAACUGAAGAGCGUCAGCCGCAGGAGGAAAUGAAGAACCUGACGACAUUGGUUAGGAGGAAAGGGAGAAACCACCCACUAGAGGAGGGGGCUGUGGCUGGGGGCGGUUUUCUAGCCCAACUAGUGGACUGGGUCCUGGGAGAGUGUCAUAUGAUGAGGCCAAAAGGCACUGGCCCCUGGGUUUGGCAGUGGGCACAUACUGGUGGCAGCCAGGACUCCAGGCCAGGACCAUCAGUAGGAACAAGCCCUGGUGUGCUGUCCAGUCCUCCCACGUUCAAAUGCGCCUUCCCAGGUUCGCCCUCACCGGACUGAUGCUGUGACCAAAGCAGCUGGAGUUCACUGUUUCCCCCCUCGCGCUGGUGUCCGGCAUUGGCCCCAGUUCUAAAGAGGCCUGGCUCAGGGGCCCCGGAUGAGCAGCUCCCCUGGUCCUCUGCCCCUGCCCGGGGCUACUCUAUCCUUUAAAGAAUAUUGGUUCCCAGUUCCACAGCCUCUUCUGGCUUCAGCUUCCCGGUGUCAAGCACCAGCCUUCCACGGCAACACUAUAUUUUUGUGCUACUUUCCUGUUUACACGACUUUCUGAAAAUUAAAUGCUGGUAUGUAA
Molecule: messenger RNA, 1070 nt
Organism: Suricata suricatta (meerkat)
Lineage: Eukaryota; Metazoa; Chordata; Mammalia; Carnivora; Herpestidae
Gene: CBY1
Product: chibby family member 1, beta catenin antagonist
Exons: 5
Coding region: 120-503 (127 amino acids)
Biological process (GO): negative regulation of Wnt signaling pathway
Cellular component (GO): nucleus
Source: RefSeq, a predicted model, not a curated record